UCUUCUACAGCACUAUCUUUCGAUGAGCGCAGAAGGUCCUAUUCGUUUUGACGGCCGUGUUGUGGUUGUUACUGGAGCAGGUAAUGGUCUGGGAAAAGCAUAUGCUAUCUAUUUUGCCUCUCGUGGCGCUAAAGUUGUAGUCAAUGAUUUGGGGGGCUCUUUUCGCGGCGACGGAUCGUCCUCGAGGGUCGCAGAUUCGGUUGUCGAUGAGAUAAGACGGGAUGGACACGUCGCGGUUGCGAAUUACGACAGCGUAUUGGACGGCGAUAAAAUUAUCAAGACGGCGAUCGACGCGUUUGGAAGAAUAGAUGUAUUGGUGAAUAACGCAGGCAUUCUUCGCGAUGUGAGCUUUUUAAAGAUGAAGGACCAAGACUGGGAUUUGGUGUACCAGGUUCAUCUCAAGGGGACUUAUAGAACGACAAAAGCUGCCUGGGAACACAUGGUAAAGCAGAAGUAUGGUCGGAUAAUUAUGGUCACUUCAGCAGCUGGCUUGUACGGUAAUUUUGGUCAAUCCAACUACGCAGCCAUGAAAUUGGGUAUAUUAGGUUUUGCCAACACACUGGCGAUUGAAGGAAAGAAACACAACAUCACAGUAAACACAAUUUCUCCGUUGGCGGGUUCUAGAAUGACAGAAACGAUCAUGCCCCCCGAGUUGGUGAAGGCACUGAAGCCGGAGUUCGUAACCCCCCUGGUAGCCUAUUUGUCUCACGAGUCAAACAGGGAAUCUGGGGGGGUAUUCGAGGUUGGAGCUGGAUGGGUGAGCAGGGUGAGGUGGCAAAGGACGGAGGGGGUGAUUUUCGAUGCGUCCAAGAUAGACGUGGAUGAUGUGAGGAAAAGAUGGGGCGAGAUUAAUGACUGGGGAAGGGUGAGUUAUCCAAAGUCUAGUACAGAAAGCCUAUCGUUACUUAUGGAGAAAGUGGCAAAAAAGGGGAGCGGUGGAUCGAACAGGGCGGUAGACGUGGACGUGGUAUUGAACCAUGUGUUUGACGAGAAGAGAGUAACGGUGACAAAGAGAGAUGUGAUGUUGUAUGCGGUGAGUUUGGGAGAGAGUGAAGAUCCGCUGAAUCUUAAGGAGUUGAAGUAUGUCUACGAGAAUCAUGAGGAAUUUGGGGUGAUUCCAUCGAUGGGCGUAACAUACCCCCUUUCAUUGGUGAGCGAUGCAAUGAAAAUGCCUGGGUUGAAGUUCGACCUGAUGCAGCUGCUGCAUGGCGAGCAGCACUUAAAGAUUUAUGGAAGGUUGCCGACCGAGGGCGAAGUGGUGAGUAAAGGGAAGGUGAGGCAAAUUUAUGAUAAGGGUACAGGCGCACUGGUGAUUCUAGAGACAAAGAGCUAUGACUCAGAGAAGAGAUUGCUAUGUGAGAAUGAGGUGUCUUUGUUCAUAAGGGGAAUAGGGGGGUUCGGUAAUGCCCAUAUAAGAGAAAAAAAAAAUGAAGAAUUGGUGAUGAUUCCAAACAGAGAACCGGACAAAAUCCAAAAAUACAACGUAGGUCUAUUGCAAGCGUUACUGUAUCGAUUGGCAGGUGGUGAUAUGAACCCCUUACAUAUAGAUCCCAAUAUGAGUCAAUUAGCCGGAUUCAAGAGACCCAUCUUACAUGGACUUUGCACAAUGGGAAUUGCAACACGAGCCAUCUUGAAGCAUUACGGAUCUAAUAGAGAUAUUACUGAGAUCAAGGUUAGAUUUUCUAAGCCCGUUUUUCCUGGAGAAACCCUCCAGACGGAGAUGUGGGAAGUUUCUUCAGACUUAGUCGCAUUUCAAGUCAGAAUUCUCAACCGCAAUGAACUUGCCCUAACCAAUUGUUUCGCUAGACUUGGUCACUUUCAAUCAUCAUCUACAUCCUCACCACCUCCAUCCUCAUCAUCUACCUCUCUCCAAAGCGCACCUAUCUUCGACUCUUUACAGCACAUUUUGUCUUCAGAUCGCGCCUCUUCUCUCGUUCAGUCUACUCAAGCCGUCUAUCAAUUCAAACUCCUUGACGCCCAAGGCAACACGCACAUCCGGACCCUCGACCUCAAGAACCAUCCUGGUAGACUCUACUCCGGUGACGCACCUUCCAACAAUCUACACGCCGAUACAACCUUUGAACUCAGAGACUCCGAUUUCCUCAAACUCGCAACCGGCAAACUUAAUGCACAGACAGCUUUCCUCCAGGGCGUGCUUAAAAUCCAUGGUAACAUCAGCCUGGCCACUAAGCUCGAUCAACUGUUCGGCCUCCUCUCUUCCAAGCUGUGAAAGGGGGAGCACUGCGUGUGCCCUGAAAAACAUUUGUGUAGUGUGUGUGCAUAUGUAUAAGAAAAAAUUAUAUUUUUUUCAUAGCUUGAAUUAUUUAGAAUAAAUUCGUCGUAUCGAAGUCAAUUUCAAAAGAUGGGAAAGGAAUAGGACAAAAACUGAGAUCUAGGUGCGGUGUGAUGCGCAUCGCAUUAGAAGCAGGGUCAUAAAUGCCUGAAAUCACAUCUUCUUUCUUAGAUUGGUCAGGAAGAAAACUGACUUUGCCCUCACACCUUCCAUUGUUCCAUUUACCAGUAAUAACAGCGCCGUUGGCGUAUGUCCAAACGCCGUUCCCAUGCAUCUUACCGUCUCGGAACCCACCCUUAUACAUAUUUCCGUUGGAUAAAACAAGCGUACCCUUGUUGUGAAAUUUGCCGCAGUUCCAUUCGCCGUCAUAGGAUUUGACAAUUUGGUCAGAGCCGCCGGUGUAGACGCCGUAUUUUUGGAAGGUGUUGUUGUGCCAAUAUCCUUCGUACUUAGAACCGGAAGAAUAGAUGAAAGUCCCUCGACCUUCACGGAGACCCUCAGCCCAUUCCCCAACAUACAUAGAACCACCAGCCAAAAAGAAAGAUCCGCUUCCAUCAAACUUGUCAGCAGACCAAUGCCCUUCAUAAUUCGAGCCGUCCGCGUAAACACAUUUACCGAAUCCCUUCCGGCGCCCUUUAGACCAAGAUCCUUCAUAUCGAGUUUUAUUGUGCCAAGUAUACGUUCCAUUACCGUCAAACAGGUCGUUGACCCACUCUCCGUCGUACGUCGAACCGUCUGGGUUCCGUAACACUCCGUGGCCUUGGCGAAGAUUUCCAGCAAACGACCCAAUGUAAACGGAUCCUGAUGUGUAACGCUGAGUUCCCUGACCACUCUUCAUCCCUUCCUUGAAACUUCCCUCGUAAUUAGAUCCAGAAUCAUGACUCAAUUUACCAUACCCGUCAAACAUCCCAUUCGCCCAUUGACCGCGAUAUACUAUCCCCGUAGCCGUCCGUAAGCUCCCCUCUUUAAACCGACCCUCGCUCCAUACACCUUUGUACACACACCCCGUCGAGUCUUUCCAUUCACCCUUUCCGUGGAAAUUACCGUUCUCCCACUCUCCGUCGUAGAUCAUUGUGCCCCUCAAGUCAUACAGCUUGCCUAAGCCCUUCUGCACGUUCUCUCUCCACUCACCUAUGUACCACUCUCCUGAUAUGAAAAUUUGCUUCCCCAUUCCAUGUCUCAGGUUCAUCUUCCACUCCCCCUCGUAUUCGCACUUCCUGUACUCUAGGCGACCUUUCCCGUGCCUGCACCCAUUCACCCACUCCCCCUCGUAUUUCUCUCCCGCCGCCGUCGUGUAGGCCCCGUACCGCCUCGUUGACAACUCACCCUUCCUCCAAGAAGGGUUCUCGGCCUCUCCCGAAGACAAAUCGCUCUUAUCGUCGCGACUCAAACGCGCCGCAAUAUACCUCUCCAGCUCUCGAUGAAAGGACGCGUCCAAUUCUCUCUUCUUGAACAAACUCAUCAUCUCGUACGGACCCUGAAUGCACACCUUCUCCUCCUCGUCCAGUACCCACACCAAGUUCAAAGGCACUGCGUACUCAGGCAAAGACAAGUCGACGCCCGUCUUCAACGCGCUCUCCUUCACCGACACCAACAAAUCGUUGAACAGGAAAAAAUGCUUCAACUCUUUCUUUCCCUGCUCGGUCGUCACCUUCCCCACACACUCAUACACUAAAUAUCGAGUCGGAUCGACCAAACCCCCAAAAUUGACUCCCUUCAUCUCAAGCUCCUGCACCCUUCUGUAGUUGUUGUUCUUCUGCACCGAUUCGUUGAUAAAUUGACCUAUCGCCGACAACUGAGUCACCGCGUCGCAUAAGUUCUCGUAGUCCGGAUGGUCCUCCGGCGUAUUCUUCAUCAACUCAGACAACAACAAAGAGUACCUCGGCACCCUCUGAAUCGGCAUGAUCAGCAAGUCCUCGUAGCUCAAACGACACUCGCUCCGAAUUCGCGCCUCCUUCAACUUCUCUUGCAGCGCCGGCAUCUCCUUCGACAUCUUGUUCAUCAACAACACACAUUGGUUGAAAUCGCUUGAGUACUCGUUGUAAAUCUUCAAAAAAGACCCGUACUUCAGAAAUAUCGCGCCAAUGUUGUUGUAAUUCUGGUACCUAAUCGCCUUCCUCAAAGCCUUGUAAAGCUGGGUGUUAAAUUGACAAAUCAACUCCAAAUUCUUUGGAAAAAAACGACUCACCGUCUCUAAACUGGGCAACCCAGACGU
This is a messenger RNA of Schistocerca gregaria, 4508 nucleotides long. Its product is annotated as peroxisomal multifunctional enzyme type 2-like. Gene Ontology annotation, cellular component: peroxisome. Lineage: Eukaryota; Metazoa; Arthropoda; Insecta; Orthoptera; Acrididae. The transcript is spliced from 3 exons. The record is from RefSeq and is a predicted model, not a curated record. Bases 23 to 2230 code for a protein of 735 amino acids.